Rhipicephalus microplus (southern cattle tick) is the source of this 1575-nucleotide messenger RNA. RefSeq lists its product as uncharacterized. Gene Ontology annotation, cellular component: plasma membrane. NCBI's taxonomy places the organism in Eukaryota, Metazoa, Arthropoda, Arachnida, Ixodida, Ixodidae. Gene Ontology annotation, molecular function: voltage-gated proton channel activity. The record is from RefSeq and is a predicted model, not a curated record. Gene Ontology annotation, biological process: proton transmembrane transport.
CAAAAUGGUGUGGGUGUGCUCCGCGUUGAAGUUUCCUCGGCGGACUAAACUCCACACAUUCUGGCGAUGAUUUCUUCAAACUCGCUACCCAUAUAUGAACCAAGCACCGAGUCAGAGGCUGCCUAAAUGGCGCCUUCGCUCAGCAAAGAAGAAUUAAUGAGGAACUCUGACCCUUUGGUCUGGGACUUUGAAGCGUCUAGCAGUCCGAGUGAAAACACACAAAGGACCUGUGAACGUGUGUGGACUGCCUUAAAUAGUCGUCUCUGCAAUGCUUUUAUUAUUGUGCUCUCCGUGGCGACAGGACUUGCCAUACUCCUGAAGUUACUAACAGACGUUCAGUUUGCACAGGAUGCUGAAAUCCAGCUAAUGUUACAAAACUGCUCACUCAAUCUGAGCACGGGGGGAUCCCACAGUGCCUACCUGACAGUUGCAAAACUCGAAGCAUUCGUGGCUCUUCUUAGCUCAUUAACCUUGGCCGUGCUGAGCCUCUUUCUGGCUGAGGUGUUGCUGAGGGCAGUUGCUGGAAAAGCUAGAUUUUUUAUGCAAGGUCCAGAGGUGCUGGAUGCAGUUGUGGUGGUUGUGGCAUUUGGCCUCAAUGUGGCCUCACGGGUCUCGCCGGACAAAGGCAGGCAAGCCGGUGCUCUCGUCAUCUUGCUGCGAGUCUGGAGAAUACACAGGGUUCUCGACAGUUUAGUGGAUGUGGAGCGCACCCGCCUAAACUAUGUCCUGAGUGAACAAGAACGAGAGCGCACCCUGGCCCAGAAUAAGGGCGAGCUGCUCAUCCUCCGAGUAGAAGACCUUGAGCAUGAAGUGGCCUACCUGAAAGAAAAGCUGAAGAAGACUGAAAAGGAGCAGGGGCGGCGGCAGCGGCGGCAACAGCGGGAUUCGGGUUCUUCCUCUUCUUCAUCGGGCGUUUGCUGUCGACAUCCAGUCACCAUAGGAGUGGAAACCUGUCCUGUCAUCAGGGCCUGCAAGGAAACGCAGACUGAUGCACCAGUUCAGCUGUGUGAAGUUGCGGUUGGUCACCACAUUAAACAAGCAGGCCUGGAAGCUUUUGCCUCGAGUCUUUCGUGGGGUCUGCUUUGGGAUGCCCUGUCUGUCCGGCAUAACAGGCCGCCUGAACGGCUGACCCUUCGUGAGCCGCCAAAAGCUCCUCCUGAGCUGCCGAAACAGCCAAUUCGAGCGUGCUCAAAUCAAUCUGUGAGUCUCGCGGAAGGUAGUCCUGCAGCUGUCGCGCACCGCCGUGCCAGCCACACAGUCCUCUUCAGCAGCCUGGAUCGCUUCAGUGAGUCUGAGCACACUGAAAGUCCCGAGAGUGGCUAUGGAUCUGGCUGCAGGUCGGCCACCUCCUUAGGCAGUUCUGCCAUGAGCCGGCCCCUGAGCAGCCGAUCAGCCAGCGUGUUUUUGUUUCCCGAUGCCGAUGGGCAGCCUACCCUCGAGAUGAGCACAUUGGACGAGGUUCUGGAAGCCGAACCUCAAGUACCGGUGCACUUGGAAAAUCUCAAUGAUGUGAGUGUGCAGUGGGAUUGUGUGGUUGCUAGACCUGUUAUAGAACUUGGUGGUUAUAUAUUAUAG